AUGCCAGGCGCACGACAAGGCAACCGCCGCAAAGACAGAGACACCUUCGACUCUAAACCCCUCCAAAAAACCCGCCAACCCGCACGACAAGAAAAAGAAAAAGAAAAGCCAGAACGCACCCCUGCCACCAAACCAACCCCCCAAAAAGAAGAUACAGAUUCCGGUCCAAUCAAUCUAUCCACCACGAUCCCAAUCCCCCUCCAACAACUCCUCUUAGACGUCUUCAAGCAAGCGCUUCUCACCAGCCCCGCCCCGCAAACAGAUGCAGUAUCAGAUGCAGAUGCACCUGCCAAUGGCGAACCUGUCACACUGGAUACUAAGACGCUUAUUCAGACGAUCAAGGCACAUCUGUACCAGCGGGACUUUGACUCUGCGUUUGCGGAGGCGGGCGAAGAAUUGCUUAGAGCUUAUGCGUUAAGGUGGAGUGCGGCGAGGGCGUUGGGGUAUGCGGGGAUUUUUAAGGCUGUCCUUAGGUGGAUGGAAUCUGAGAAAGAAGGAAAAAGUGAUUCAUCUCAUGGCUCGACGAGAGUGGUGUGUAUUGGUGGAGGUGGUGGGGCGGAGAUUGUUGCUCUUGCGGCGGCGUGGAGGGAUUUAGGUGGUAAUGGUGAUGAUGGUGUUGCGGCGUUGGGGGAGGGUGUUGAGGGGUUUUCUUUGGAUGAUAAGGAGAAGGAGAAGGGUGAUACUGAAAAGACGACGUCUACAUCACCGAGACUUACUGUCGAAGCGGUUGAUAUUGCGGAUUGGUCUAUUGUCGCGGACCGGUUAUCCAAGACCAUUGCAUCACCGGAUGUCCCAACCCAAAAGUCAUCAAGAUACCAGCCACCCCUCCUCCCCAACACUCAAGACAAACCGGGUCUCGAAGUAUCCUUCACUCGAAAGGACGUCCUCGGCCUCCCAGAACCCGAUCUCAAAGAUCUCAUCCUAGGCCCCUCCCCAUCAACAACCCCAUCAAUGUCUCCACCACCCCUGCUCGUCACCCUAAUGUUCACCCUAAAUGAACUCUUCACAACCAGCAUGCCCAAAACAACCGGUCUCCUCCUGAACAUAACAGAACUCCUCCCUCGGGGCGCAGUCCUACUCGUCGUCGACAGUCCAGGAAGCUACUCCACCCUGAAACUGGGUAAAGCGAAAGAUGGAGGGGAGGCGCAGGAACGGCAGUAUCCGAUGAAGUUCUUGUUGGAUCAUACGUUGCUUUCUGUGGCGAAGGGGAAGUGGGAGAGGGUUCUCACGCAGGACUCGAGGUGGUGGAGGAGGGAGGCGAGUAGGUUGAGGUAUGAGGUUGGGGAGGGGGCGGGGUUGGAGGAUAUGAGGUAUCAGGUUCAUGUUUAUCGGAGGUUGUAG
Molecule: messenger RNA, 1341 nt
Organism: Penicillium subrubescens
Lineage: Eukaryota; Fungi; Ascomycota; Eurotiomycetes; Eurotiales; Aspergillaceae
Product: 25S rRNA (uracil2843-N3)-methyltransferase
Exons: 1
Coding region: 1-1341 (446 amino acids)
Source: RefSeq, a predicted model, not a curated record